UCAGCUCCGGCCAGUGUCGGGAGCCGGAGAGAUCUAAUAUCGCACUUGGACACAGAGGACCUCAGUGUGCAGAACUCCAGAGAGACGAUGGCUUCAGCCGGCCUGGAAAUCCUGGGCAUGAUUCUGUCUGUGGCUGGCUGGCUGGGAGCAAUGGUGGCCUGCUGCCUGCCCAUGUGGCGCGUGGCGGCGUACGUGGGUCAGAACAUUGUGAUCACACAGGUAGUGUGGGAGGGCCUGUGGAUGAGCUGUGUGGUGCAGAGUACAGGCCAGAUGCAUUGUCAGAUCUACGAUUCCAUGUUAGCGCUGCCCAGUGACCUGCAGGCUGCACGAGCUCUGGUUGUCAUCGCUGUGUUCAUUGGCGUAGUGGCCAUGACGCUGGCUGUAGCAGGCGCCAAGUGCACCAACUGUACGUCGGAUGUGUCCAGCAAACCUCGCAUCAUGCUGGGUGCCGGUGCAGCGUUCGGCAGCAGCGGGCUGUUAUUGCUUGUGGCCGUGUGCUGGUCAGCCUACACCAUUGUCCUGGACUUCCAUGACCCACUGCUGCAGGACACGCAGAAGAGGGAGUUCGGGAACUCAUUGUACUUCGGCUGGGGCGCCUCCUGCCUGCUCAUCCUAGGGGGAGCCAUACUUUCCUGUUCAUGUCGUUCCAGAGCACCCAAGGAUCCUGUGUCUAUUGGAGCACAGUACUCAACGGUGAAAUCAGUGGCUGCAAAUGGAUAUUGCAGAAGGGACUAUGUUUGAAUGGUGUAGGUUGGUAAAAGAGCGUGCAUUCAGUGAAUAAAAACUGUGCUGGAAUUUUAUUCACUAGGAAAAACACCAGAGAGAUAUGAUCGAAUGGUUAUAUAUGAUUGAACUAUGGCAUAGUGUUAAUUCAGUCAGCAACAGUAAGCCAAUAGAUGUGUUCUUUAGCCUGUAGGUCUGAAAUAGAUGUAUUAGUGUGUAAUAACCUUUGUGUUACAUCUAGAUUUUGAGACACAAUGAGAAAUCUGUCUAACUGAACAAUGUUGACUAAAUAGGUAUCCAACAUGUCUAAUUAUGUUGCAAUUCUCAUUAAGUUACAUUACAGGCCCUCAGAGUUUACUGGUUAAGGCUGAUGGGCAUUGCAAGAUUUAGUAAUGAAACAUUUUCUGAAGGUAAUAAAGUUCUUAUAACAAGUCAGUCAGCACAUAAAUGUUUCCUGCGAUAUUGCAGCUUUUCGUCUACUUCUAAAUGGAUGACCAUUCCCGGAAACCCGAGACUUUGCAAAGGUAAGCUGGAUGAGCUGAAAUAAGGAAUUCUUAGUCCAAAGUGCUCUAUAUCAUUUGAAAUCUACCCAGCUCUUGAGGGGCUGCAGCACAUUGGAAAUUACCUCCCUGCAUCAGUGUAGACGUGACUGGGUACAAUGCAGCCGUUGUUCUGAGACCUUCUUCUGCUCCUUUGUGUCCACUGCUCAAUUCUUUAAUUCAGGGAAGUGUAACUGAAACUAGCCACCAUGAGAUGAAAGCACCUUCCUUUUUGCUUAGUUGGAGCUAAGUCUGCAAAGUCCCUGCGCUGUGGCAUUCCUUUGUCUUGCUGGUAGAACAUAGUUGAAGGACAAAUGCAGUUUUCCAAAUAUUGGACUUUUUUAGUCAAUACUGGGUUCAGGAAAAUUACUACAUUAGAGAAAUAUAAUUUAAUAUUUGAAAACUACUAUAUGGAAAAGAAUACAUUAAAGAAUGCAGAGAAAUGUGAUAAAGCCUAAAUCACCCAAAAGAGUAAUACAUAAUGGAUUAACAGUGCCACUAACAAUUAUAAAGCAAUCAGUUAGAUGCUGCUAUGCAGCAAAUGUAAUAUAUUAGAGCAAUAUAUUUUUAACCGACUUUAUAUAACCCAUUGUAAUUUUUUUUGUCUUUAAGUUUUCCCUGUUUGAAAUAAACUCUGCAAACACACAGCUAAGUUCAAAAUUUCAGGUUUGAUUAGCAUGGAGUUUGCUAGCUUUGAAAUACUACCAUUAUAGGUUAACAAGACACUCAAAGCAACAACAUGGAUUUGCUUCCAAAUGCUCUUAAAGAGAAAAUUCUUCUCAUCACGGGAGUUCAUUCAGUGCAUGCUUCAAUGAUUGAACUGAUCUGUCUUGCACACUCUUGGAUUUGAGCCAGGCUUUUGAAACUUAUAUUGGUAUAUGAAAGAAUUCAAUUAGUUUAAUAAGAACCUAAAAAUAGGCUGUAGCAUACCAUGCAAAACCACGCAAUAUCCCCCACUAAGACCCUUUUGAGCUGUAAACAAAAAAAAAAUACCCACUUACCCCAGCAACACAGUGAUGUGGCUGAAAUAAACUAGUUUCUUUGUGUUCUGUUUUCCUAAAUAAAUGACAGGAGAAAUGACUCCAGUUUCAGCAAGGUCUUAUCUGUACCGUUUUACUGUUUACUUAACGUUUCAACGGAAAUUAUUGGUUGUUCUGUCAAGGAAAUUUGUCAUUCAGGGAGUUUCCGUUAGAGUCAAGUGUCAACAAUUAAUAACCGACUACCGCCGAGCAAAUACCUUUAUAUGGCAGUGUUAUGUGGCUUUGCUCAGCAUUGCCAAGAGUUUCUAGACUAAGAUUCUUUAACACAGUGUCAACACGUGCACCUGUUCAUGUAUGAAUCUUCCUCCUAGGUCAUACUUGUUUCUUGAGACUUUUUAGUUUUGUGGUUUAAGUGUAACCUAGCAGUUAUCCUU
This is a messenger RNA of Pangasianodon hypophthalmus (striped catfish), 2676 nucleotides long. Its product is annotated as claudin-4. Gene Ontology annotation, biological process: cell adhesion; bicellular tight junction assembly. Gene Ontology annotation, cellular component: plasma membrane; bicellular tight junction. The coding region runs from base 88 to 741 and encodes 217 amino acids. The transcript has a single exon. The record is from RefSeq and is a predicted model, not a curated record. Lineage: Eukaryota; Metazoa; Chordata; Actinopteri; Siluriformes; Pangasiidae. Gene Ontology annotation, molecular function: structural molecule activity.